Messenger RNA from Exophiala spinifera, 972 nucleotides. RefSeq lists its product as uncharacterized. Gene Ontology annotation, molecular function: oxygen binding; heme binding. Bases 1 to 972 code for a protein of 323 amino acids. The record is from RefSeq and is a predicted model, not a curated record. The transcript has 3 exons. Lineage: Eukaryota; Fungi; Ascomycota; Eurotiomycetes; Chaetothyriales; Herpotrichiellaceae.
AUGGCAGCACUACCGAAGAAUAUGGAACAUGUAGACCGAAGAGAACUCUUCACCUCACUCCCUGCCAGGGUCUAUUACCUACAGCAAUUCCUUGAGUUUGGCCCUGACGAUGUGGUUGCACUGAGUGAAGGACAGAAGUAUAUCAAAGCCAUAAUCCCGGCCAUUGUCAACAUGGUAUACAAGAAGCUCUUGCAGCACGACAUAACAGCCCGAGUGUUCAGCACGCGUGACAGUCGUAAUGAAGAAGAUCCAGAUCGGUGGAUCAAGGAGGAAGACGCUCAGAUCAGACACCGGAAGAUGUUCCUCAGAUGGUAUCUCACCAAACUCAAUUCAGAUCCGAGCAAAAUGGAAUACUGGCAGUACUUGGACAAAGUGGGCUUGAUGCAUGUUGGCAAAGGGAGGAAGAACCCCUUGCACGUCGACUACAUCUUUCUCGGGGCUUGUCUUGGCUAUAUCCAGGAUGCAAUGGUCGAGGCCAUUCUCUCGCAUCCUCGACUGGAGCUGACGCAAAAAAUUGGGAUCGUCAAGGCGAUCGGUAAAGUCAUUUGGAUUCAGAACGAUCUCAUGGCCAAAUGGCAUGUUGAGGACGGUAAAGAGUUUCUCGAUGCCGAGGGGGACGAAGAGACUCGAGCCGAGGCACGUGAACCAGAAGGAUACGUGAACGGUAAGAGAAUGUUGGGGAAGGUGGACGAGGAUGAUAGCUCGAUUGAUGGCACGUCCAUCUCCUCAGAAAAGAGUACGACCAGUUUGGGCCGCACAAUGGAACAGGUCCAGCUGAGUAAUGAGCAAAGCAGAUGUCCUUUCAGUGGGAUGGUCAAUGGCAGCCAGGACCUGGACCAGCAGAGAGCGACAAAGCCCCCAAGAGACAGUAUUUUCGGGCUGCCUUCUUCGCCAACAGGUAUUCCGCGUCUCCGCGUGAUGGAUGGGAAGACAAUUGGCAAGGAACGACUUGGGCCAAGUCCCUUUCCUUAG